Messenger RNA from Pieris brassicae (large cabbage white), 1947 nucleotides. It is a transcript of the gene Ubc7, whose product is annotated as ubiquitin-conjugating enzyme E2 G2. Gene Ontology annotation, cellular component: cytosol; endoplasmic reticulum. NCBI's taxonomy places the organism in Eukaryota, Metazoa, Arthropoda, Insecta, Lepidoptera, Pieridae. Bases 233 to 775 code for a protein of 180 amino acids. The record is from RefSeq and is a predicted model, not a curated record. The transcript has 6 exons.
UUUACAUCUACUUGAUCUCUAACUGUCUGGAUCCUGCUGACUGCUAAGUGUCAUAAUAUCUGUUUAUAUUAAUCUAAAUAUUUUAACGAAUUUAAUUAAUCAGUAGACUGUAUAACCAUUAAUUCCAGUUCAAAUUGGUUUACAAUUUACAUCACAUGUAAUUAAUUUACUACGAGACUACGUUGUUCACAAGUUACAAUUACUGCUGUACAGAAGAAAGUUAAUCAAUUUUAUGGGAACCUCUAUAAAAAGUCACACAGAAAAUAUGAUGGCUGGUUCGGCUCUCCGACGGCUUAUGGCCGAGUAUAAGCAGCUCACGCUGAACCCUCCUGAAGGCAUCAUUGCCGGGCCUGUAAAUGAAGAAAAUUUCUUUGAAUGGGAAGCUUUAAUUACUGGCCCAGAGGGUACAUGCUUUGAAGGUGGUAUUUUUCCAGCCAAACUUCAGUUUCCACCAGAUUACCCGCUCAGCCCACCUAAAAUGCAGUUCAUAUGUGAAAUGUUUCAUCCUAAUAUAUAUGCUGAUGGUAGAGUCUGUAUAUCAAUCCUCCAUGCUCCUGGCGACGACCCCAUGGGAUAUGAAACAAGUGCAGAGAGAUGGUCUCCUGUUCAAAGUGUGGAGAAAAUACUGCUCUCUGUUGUCAGUAUGUUAGCAGAACCUAAUGAUGAAAGUGGUGCGAAUGUAGAUGCGGCUAAAAUGUGGAGAGAAGAUCGACAACAAUUCAACAGGAUAGCUGAAAGGCUAGUACGUAAAACGCUAGACCUUUCUCCUCCGUAACAUGGAGAUUAGGGCAAAAUAUGUAACUUCAACCUAAAGUUUUUACUAGAUUUUUAUUAGCUGUUAAACUUAAUAAUUUAAAAAAAUGUUAAAUGAGCAAUACCUAUAUUUGUAUAGUACACUUGGCAUUACCAGUUUUAUAGAUUUAUAUUUUCACGUUCACUUAGUAAAACAUUCCACAUUCUAUAGCUAAUACAAAAUGGCAGGCCUUCAUACUAGUAUAUAAGAGGUGAAUCUGUCUAAUUUGUUAUUAAUUCGGUAUUUUAUUGAAAAAUCUAAACUAAAAAAAAAAAAAGUUCAUAACAAUUUGAAAUUGUAUAUUUUUUAAAUAUAAUGUACAGAUACGGCAUACAAUAUCAAAAAUAAUGUCCUGUACUCAAAUGCGUCGUAAUUAGUUAGUUUACGUCUGUGCAUCGACGCCAUUCAAAAGUCAUUAAAGUCGCCAAAGUUAUAAAAUUAUACCUUUGCAUUGUCAUUCUGAUGUAGGCAUAAAACUAGUUCUAGUCUACCAUGAGCCCUUAUUGCGACCCUUAUUUCCCCAUUGACACCCUAUCGAAAUGUCUAAAUAAAAAGGUUUACAACAUAUAAAAUAAAAAUAUUUAAAAUUAGAACUUGUUCAUAAAGUUAAAAUAAGAGAUGUAUCUCCUAUGUCUAAUAUAUGAGAAAAAAUAUAUAAUUUUUAUACUUUGGGGUAUUUUGAGUUUAGAAAAUUUGAGUAUAGAUAUUUAUCUAUACUCACAUUAUAGAUACACUAUACAAGAUAUUUUAAUAAUUUUAUUAAAAUAUCUUCGGAGAUGAUACAACGAUGAACAAGACGGCAAUGUCCUCCUGCCGACUUCGAACAUGUCGCGUUUAUAAUUUGCUAUAGAACAACGUCUGAUUCGUUGAAGAUUUCAGUGUACCUACAAAAAUUGCAUAAUAUUCCAUUAAUUAAUUAGGCAUGUAUAACAAAAACAUAAUUUUCAUAUUAUAUCAUAUUUUAUUUUAAACAAGCUCACGCCCGCGUUGAUUUGGUGUAUUUAAAGAAAGUCUCUUGCGACUUCAACGAUUAUUUCGUGUAUUAAAAUAUAGCAUAAAUAAUAAAUGAAUUUAUUAUAAUUAAAGUGUUACUAUGUUCAUGAAUUGUAUUAUUAUUCUCCUCUGCUUUUUAUUGUUUAAAUUAACAGAGGUAC